AUGAGCCUGGCAGCCACGUAUGCUCGCCUGCGGACUGACCUGCUCAAUGUAGCAGGCGUGGAUGUCACACUGCUGGACGAAACAGUCGCGCACUUCCAGCAAGCCACGUGCAAGGCUGAUGCGUCGCUGCGCCGCUCGAUCAUCCACAGCGACGCCAACGAGAAGAACAUUUUGGUGGAUGCAGCAGCCGCAGAGGCCGCCGCUGCGGCUGAGCAGCAGGAGGCUGCAGUUGCCACAGACAUUAGAGGCGAAUCACUAAUUACGGGCCUGAUUGACCGGCCUGACAAUGCAGAGUACCUGCUCAGCACCCAGAAGAAUGGGUGGCGCCUGCUGCGCCUGCUGCGCGGCUUGAGCGACGAGCAGUUCCUGGCGGCAGUGGCCCCUGCCUCCCCCUUCUGA
Messenger RNA from Chlorella variabilis, 399 nucleotides. RefSeq lists its product as hypothetical. Lineage: Eukaryota; Viridiplantae; Chlorophyta; Trebouxiophyceae; Chlorellales; Chlorellaceae. The transcript has 4 exons. The record is from RefSeq and is a predicted model, not a curated record. Bases 1 to 399 code for a protein of 132 amino acids.